AUGAGCAGCAGCAGCAGCAGCAGCAGCAGUUUGCAUUACAAGUAUUGGUACCUCUCCACGCAGGUCAUCAGGUACGCGUCGCAGAAAAAGAAGCACCACACGGUGCACCCCGAGCCCAUCGACGGCCAUUUCGACCUAGUCAAGAACUUGUUCAUCCCUCCCACUCAGGACCUGGGCCACGACUUCCGCUACGCGUACGUGACGCACACCAACCAGCGCGGUCUGUACAAGCUCGACUUGGCCAACAUGAAGUACGUCAAGACCGUCGACCUGACGCCCUACAACUGCGUGCCGCAGGGACUCGUCUAUUCUUCCCUACAUGGUCUGGUAGUGGUAGACUGCACUGAGCCCAUGACUGGGCGGCGCACAGGGCAGCUGGUACUAGACUACCUCACGGACGCGGUGGUAGGAGUCAAGUCGUCGCUGGUAGGUCAGCCCUAUGUCACCCCGGACUCACAACUCGUCGUGACUGUUGAUACCAAGUCUCGCGUCAAGAUCGUCGUGCAGAGAGUUACUG
Hyalella azteca is the source of this 517-nucleotide messenger RNA. Its product is annotated as follistatin-related protein 5. NCBI's taxonomy places the organism in Eukaryota, Metazoa, Arthropoda, Malacostraca, Amphipoda, Hyalellidae. The record is from RefSeq and is a predicted model, not a curated record.